AUGAGGCCUCUGCAUCCACGAACCGAUAUCUACCGAAGCCAUCGAGUCAAUGCAGUCCAAAUUCGGACCCUCUGGUGGUGGGGACGGCAGAUAGGGAACCCUUGGUCUCCCACCGAGGACUUUGAAGAGCGUGCGAGAAGACAUCACAAGAUCAUGAGAACAAGAUACUACAAAGUUCUUCGGAGAAGAGCACUGUGGGAGUCAGAAGAUACCUAUAUUCGACCUUGGCGUCACUAUCGCCUCUGGGCAAACCGAUAUUGCGAUUACAAACCAUUAUCCUCCACAGGGGCCUCUGGUCAGGAAGCAAAAGAGUCAGAUAAUGAAUAUACCAGUGAGUCUGACACUGUAUACAAAGACUUCGAUGCUUUCCGAGCAGCUGUCGACCGUGCUAUUGCACGAGAUCCACAUGGAACUUUAUUCGGCAGACGGUUGCAAAGUCCGCCGUCUUCCAACAAUUCAUCAUGGACUUCGUUUUCUUGGUUUGCAGAUCCGAAGGAGAUGAAGAAGGAUCAAGACACUAAAGAGUCAGAUCCUGCUCCGACAAUGACUAAGAAAGACUCGAUCGAAAAAGGGACUCCUCCCUCAGAAAUUGGCUCGGUCAAGCAAGUAAUCAAGAAGUCGACACUGGAUAUUGGUGAGGAGAAGUAUGAAUACGACCCAAUUUCGAUGAGAAAUGUUCCCAUAAAGAAGCGAUCGGCUGAGCCUGAACAAAAGGAAGACCUUGAGCAGGAGAAGCAAUCAGCAGCCCCGGAACCGAAAGGGCAACCUGGACAGCCAGAGGUACGGAAUCCGCCAUCCGAUAUUCAGCCAAAGCAGCCACUCUUCAAAAACCUGUUCUUCCAAGAACAUGGAGUUGAUAUACCAGUCAAGACCUACAAACCUCACAAAUUUUACGGCUUCAGUGCUUCGGAAAAGAAAACGAUUGACGAGCAUACUGAAACAGGCCCGACCGGGACAGGCGAAGGCUUGGAUAGUUCGAGAAAACAGGAAUUCCGGGAUCUGAUGACAAGGGCCAAGGGCAACAACAUCGACACCACUGCAAUGUUUACAGAGGUCAGUGCACAGCCAGAGUCGGAACUCGUUACUGGCGAAACCGCCGCUCCGAAGAAGAUCAGAGAGUUGCCUGAGCCAGAUGAUACUCUGCCGCUGUUCUCAGGUACCACCUACGAGGCAAAGGCCCGCAGGGAAGCAGACGCCAAUGCGUCAGAUUGGCUGGUUAAAGAAGGGUUUCGACAAAAGACCGGAGAGCCGGUGAGCGCCACAGAUGCGCGGGACUCUAGGGUUGAAGUACUGAUCAAGAGACUCAAGAGUAAGCUUGAGCCGGCUCUCGACAGAGUCCAGGCACGGGCUGCCCAAGACCAAAAUGGAAAAUUGGCCAGACUGCAGACUGCUCUCGAUCGUCAACUCUCUGCAUCCAUACGGCCCUUUUCCUCAGCAGAGAAAGAAGCAGGAGCGCCAGUGCCUCCGAAAGAGGAAAUAGCGGGCAGUGAAGACUCGAAAAAGACAGAACGGGCAAAGCUCGAAACGGACUUCGAGGCACGACAAGAAGAGGCCGCAAAUGAAGGUAUCUUGUCGCCCAAGACUCUGAAGAUUGAAACUCCGGCCAACAAAUUGACCAAGACCCUCAACAACGUCUGGGAACAUAUCCGGGAAUAUCCCAAUGGUAUCGUUGCCAAAACCGUGAAAUCCAUGACGAACUUCAACGAGAAUUACAAGAAGUAUAUUCGAGCCAAUGCGGUGAAGGGUUUGACCGAGAAGCUUGUCUUCAAAGACGAAUCGUUGCGUAAUACACCAUCCAUUUACAAGUCCAACGCCAAGCCCCGACCAGUAGAACCUUUUACUCCUUCACACGACGUCCUCGCAGAUGAGAAAGAAGGCUUACGACGGACAUCUGACUUGCGAGAGGCGACAGAGAAUAUGAAGAAGGAUGCAGAAGUGGAAAAGGCCCAGAUGACCCAACUAGCUGCGGAUAUACAAGCUGUCUAUGAGAGUGAAUAUGGACCCAUCAAUCCCGAUCAUAGGCAGCCAGCACAGGCGUCGAUUAAGGCCGAAGCCAUGUCUUUCGCGUCGAGCACCUCCCAACCGGACAUGUCCAGACCCCACCCGCUCUCUUUUGCGAACGCCAAACCGGGAGUUGCCACAAAUCCGUUAAUUGAUGAUCAUAUUAGCAAAUUCGAGCCCAAUUUUGCCAGGCUCGUAGACGAGGCGAAGCAAAUCCAUGCUGAGCUUCGAGAUGCUGACGUGAAGGCCCAGGAGCUUCAGGGUUUACGACAUGCUGGAAGCCAAGCAGAAACUAAAGAACAAGUGGCAGAAGGAAAGCCGUCUCUCCACAAACUGAGCGACGUCAUGCAAGGGGCAAAGGAAGUGAGAAGAGAAUUACAUGAAGCUCAGAACGCGAUAAGAAGAAUCGAAAGUGGGAGGCCAGCAAUCGCUUGGAGUGCACCUCAGAUGUCGGGCGCCGACUUUGGUAAGAAGAGGAUUGACCUUAAGGUUCAGAAGAUCCUCGACCCUCCCAAGAGCCGCUGUGAGAGCGUCGCUGCAAAUGUCGAAACUGGGGCGCAGAUCACAUCACAAGCUGCAAAUGAAGAAGAUCUGAAGAUCGUUCCAGAACCAAUCCACACUCCAUCGGGAUCGGCUAUUUGGAACGAUGAGCAACCUCCACCAAUCGAGAGCCUCAGAAUCAGAAAAUUUGAUUCACCCUAUCUUAUUCUUGCCUACGACACCUCGACUGGGAAGGUUAACUUUUCUCCAUUAAAUCAACCCAGCACCGAAAUACCCAAGUCCAGCAACAUAAUUAGUAUUCUAGGGCGCCUUAAAAACGCGCCAGAAUUUCUCAAGCAUUUCCAAACAAUGCAAAGAGCAGGAUAUUCGCUGUACAACGGGACCGAGAACAUCUUGAUCUUCCAGAAGAAGCAACCAGAAAAUGUUACAGGCUCAGCCAUGCCGAAGACUGCAACAGAGGCACAAUCACCCAUGGAUGGAGCAAAACCGGCACCAACCGCCAAUAUCUCUCCUCGACUACCAGAUCAAGAAGCUGCCACGGUUUUGGAUGAGCUGCCUACCGAGUUGAACCCAGUCCCUGGCCCGGCAGCGCCCACAGCCCCCCCAUUUCGUCCGACCCCAAAUCAGCCAAAAGUGAGGAGGCAAGAGAAGGUUUUUUCCGGAACAAUCCGUCCAAGUGCGGCGGCGGCGGCGUCGUCAUCGAACGCAACGGACGAAAAGCCAUCAACCCUCGACUCCGAUAGGGAUAGCCCAGAUACCCAGGAGGGCCUCUGGAAGCGUUUCACACGCGGAGUGAAAUACACGCUGUUGACUCUCACGGCCUUGGGCUUCGGCGCCUAUUCAAUCGGUUUUGUCGCAGAAGGGCUUAGUGCUCACGCUCAGCAGCGGAAAGGGAUCGACGAUGGGGAAGCCCAACGGCCAAGAAAGCGGAUUGUCCUGACAGGUCAAAGACCGGGGAUCUUCAGCACAGAAAGCUCGCGAUAA
This is a messenger RNA of Cladophialophora psammophila CBS 110553, 3486 nucleotides long. RefSeq lists its product as uncharacterized. Bases 1 to 3486 code for a protein of 1161 amino acids. The transcript has a single exon. NCBI's taxonomy places the organism in Eukaryota, Fungi, Ascomycota, Eurotiomycetes, Chaetothyriales, Herpotrichiellaceae. The record is from RefSeq and is a predicted model, not a curated record.